Drosophila hydei is the source of this 3209-nucleotide messenger RNA. Its product is annotated as interference hedgehog. Gene Ontology annotation, cellular component: axon; plasma membrane. NCBI's taxonomy places the organism in Eukaryota, Metazoa, Arthropoda, Insecta, Diptera, Drosophilidae. Gene Ontology annotation, molecular function: protein binding. The transcript has 2 exons. The record is from RefSeq and is a predicted model, not a curated record. Bases 329 to 3037 code for a protein of 902 amino acids. Gene Ontology annotation, biological process: cell-cell adhesion; axon guidance.
UGAACCAGUAGUCUUGAACUGGCGUCGCUGUCGUGUUGCAGCAUCCAAUUCGAUGGCAAAUAAUAAAAUGUUAUUGUUUAUUCCUACAAGUUGUUAAGUGCAUAUAUUUAUUUACAUGUCGGUAACUUGCAAACGAAACAAUUAACUCGUUUCCCAGUUAACAAUAUAACGAGCAUAUAAUGAGCGAACGUACGACUGUGUAAAAUUGAAAGAAGAAAAACCUGCUUCCAGACUCUGCGCAAACGCGUCGGCUAGCUAAGUCGAGAACCGAACAAAAGGAACACGACGGAACCUUAAGCAGUUUUACCUUUUGCAGCAGCGCCUCCAAAUGUCGGUGACGCGACGCUACAAAUCAACGCCACCGCCGUCGCCGCCGCCGCUGCUGCUGUUGGUGUCGGUGCUGACGUCGUUGCUUGCAGCAAUUCCGGUUUUACAGGCCAGCUCGCCGUCGGCUGGGCCAGGCGUGCGAAUACUGCGCCCGCCCGAAUCUACAGUGGCGCCCUCUGGCGACGAGGUGGUGUUUGUGUGUGAGACCAGUUUGCCGCCGGACCAUUUCGAAUGGAGUUACGCCUCGACCCGCAGCCAAGCGCCGCGCUUUAAGUAUUUGAAGUCGAGCAGCGCCAAAAACAAUUCGAAUAUAACCAUAACUCAUGACAAUGACAUAUCCAAGCUCCGUGUCAUUGUACGAACCGAAACUCUGGGUGAGUAUCGUUGUGUGGCCUGGUUCGGACCACUGGCUGUCACCUCCACCACAGCCCGUCUAGAGCUGGCCACCAUCAGCGGCGACAACAUGGCCAAUCGUGCUCAUUGGCGUGUAGCGGCAGGCAACACUGUGCUCUGGCACUGUGGCCAGGUGAUGUCCAAUCCGGCGCCCACUUGGAGCUUCUAUUAUAAUGACAUCGAGAUGCCAGCUGUCUCAACGCUGAGCGACUCCAAUGGUACACUGUUGCUGCCACAUGUGUCCACGGCCAGCAGCGGCACAUACAGCUGCGCGGCCACCAACACAGCCUCGAGCCAGCGCCUGGUAAUGCACAGUCGCUUGGAGUUACAGGUGCCGGCUGCAGCAUUGCCGAGCGCAGCGCCAGCUCUGCUACACGGACAAGGAGUGCGAACAGAAGUGUUGGCUCGAAUAGGCGAAACUGUGCUGUUGCUGUGCCCAGGCGUGGGUUAUCCUCCGCCCACGGCCGUUUGGAGCAGCCCCAAUGUACCUGGAGCUGUGUACAACAACCGCACACGAGUGCUGCCCUAUGGACUGCAGAUUUCCGGACUGCAACCAAAGGAUGGGGGCACCUACAUUUGCUACCUGGACAAUGGGAUACGACCAGCCUUGGAGCAUUUCAUUCAACUGGUGGUGCAGCAGGCACCACGCAUAGUGCGUCCGCCCAGCGCCAAUCUGACCAACGAGGGUGAAUUCAUGGAGCUGGAGUGUGCGGCCACGGGCACGCCUACGCCGAAAAUCUACUGGCUGCUCAAUGGCGAGCACAGCGUCUACGAUACCGAGGCGGAGCUGCCAACCAAUGGCUCUCUAAUCCUGCGCAGAGUGCUGAAGCGACAUGCCGGCUAUGUGCAGUGCUUUGCCAGAAAUGUGCUCGGCGAACACAGCGCUGGCACCCUACUCCAAGUCAAUCCUACACAGAUACAAGCCGGCGAGGGCAACGGCACAGGCAUGGGCGGCAGGUCAUCAUCCUCUCGGCCCACACACAACCGCAAACAAAAGCAAAUGGUACCGCCAUCUGCACCCAAUGUUACCCGACUAUCGGAUGAGUCUGUGAUGCUGCGCUGGCAUGUAGUGCGCAACGAUGGAUUGCACAUUCAGUUUUUCAAGGUUCAAUACCGCAUGCUUACCGACAGUGGCAAACGGAAGACCUGGCAGACCACCAACGACAACAUACCCUACGGCAAGCAGCGACACGAUUCGGAUGCGGCGGUUAGGAAUUUCACGUCAUCAGUAACGGGUUUGCGACCAGACCGUAGCUAUCGGUUUCGAAUCAUGGCCGUCUACUCCAACAACGACAACAAGGAGAGUAAUACUUCUGGCAAAUUCUAUUUGCAGCGUGGCGCUACUCUGGCUCCGUUGCCUGUGCCCGAGCUGUUGGACAUUAAGGAGUAUUCGCAAACGGCGGUCGUGCUUUACUGGCAUUUGCCCAGCGAUGCAGACGAGCAAUCGAUAUCCGGCUACUAUGCCUACUAUCGCCCCUCGGCUUCGGCCGGCGAGUACCUGAAGGCGACCAUAGAUGGUGCCAAGACGCGUAGCUUUCAGAUCUCUGCACUCGAGCCGGGCACCAUUUACGAAUUUAAAUUGCAAUCUUUUAGCGCCAUGUCCGCAUCCGAGUUCAGUGCGCUCAAGCAGGGACGAACUCAACGACCCAGGAGCAGCACAACAGCACAGCCGACGAUGCAUACCUUGGACACCACGACACCUAGCCACAACGAAACGUUCAAUAUGAAUCCGCUGCUUACGGGCACCAUUGGUGGCGGCGCCUUGCUAAUCCUGCUCGUGAUCAGUGCCUGCCUCUGCCUGUGUCGCCGUCGCAACUCACGCGGCAACAACUCACAGAACAAGCCACGCCUGGCAGAGCUACGCGAGGAUUUUGUGCCGCUGAACACCUGUUCGCCAAACAAGCCGCGCACGCGACAUAUACACAUUACACUGAAUCCUCUGGCACAGCAGCAGCAACAGCAGCUGCAGCAGCAGCAACAUGAUGAGAAAGACUCGCAAGAUAACGAUUUGGGCUACUUCCAGCGCCAACCCGUUGUCUACGAUGCCGAAGCGUUGGGCUUCAAUGGUCUUGCGCGCAUGUCUUCCUCUUCGCUGCGACGCUCACAGCGCACGCUGGAACGUGCCGCUGCUGGUGGUGGCUCUGGUGGCAACAACAACAAUCUUAACCAAGCAACGGAUGCCUCACUGGCAGCAUCUCUGGACAGCCCACGCCUGCAGGCGUCAAACAAGCCGGGACGUGUUAUUCUUAAGCGUGCACGCUUAUCCAGCCGCUCCGAGAAUCUCUCAUCGGGCAGCCUAAACAGCGUUGGCGUCUAAACUCGUGAUCUUUAGUCUAUGUUCGUAUAUAGGAUAUAUACUAUUCCUCUACCUCUGUUUUAUAACUUUUCAAACCUUCAAAUGACAUUUACUUAAACACUUUGUACUUAUAUAUAAAAAUGUAUUAGCUGUUAAGUACUUAAUUAGUGUUCUAAAAUUUAUUACCUAUAUA